Messenger RNA from Dufourea novaeangliae, 1617 nucleotides. It is a transcript of the gene ImpE1, whose product is annotated as low-density lipoprotein receptor-related protein 1. NCBI's taxonomy places the organism in Eukaryota, Metazoa, Arthropoda, Insecta, Hymenoptera, Halictidae. The record is from RefSeq and is a predicted model, not a curated record. Gene Ontology annotation, molecular function: protein binding. The transcript is spliced from 9 exons. Bases 1 to 1578 code for a protein of 525 amino acids.
AUGGAAGAACCGUUUGUUCAGGUGCAACCAUUCGAAUCAUCCAUGGACGAUAAAAGUAUAGACAAAGAUGACGGCCGCGCGGCACUUGUCGUUCCUCAUCCACUUCCUUUCCCUCUUCCUGCACGUGUUUACGUGACCCCCGAUCGAUCGGAUCUCACCACUCUUGCGACGAAUAUCCCAAACGCGAAGCUAGGCGAUCGGUGCAACGAGGAGGAAAAUUGCAGUUCCAGCAUUGUCGGUAGUCACUGCCGUUUCGGUUACUGUCGGUGCACACCGUAUUUCGCUCGAUACAACGAAACGCAUUGUCUCGAGGCGACACUUUUGGGCCAGGAAUGUUUGGUGGAGGAGCAAUGUUCUUUGAAGGUGGCCAACAGCGGUUGCUUCGACGGACUUUGUAGUUGCAAAGAAGGAUUCUUGCAGUUUCGUCGGCACACCUGUCUGGGUCCGGCAAAACUCGGCGAGGUCUGUUACGAGCACGCCCACUGCAGACUCUGGCAAGAGAAUUCUCAUUGCGACUUUUUCAUUCCUGACUUGUUUGGCCGAUGUCAGUGUACCGCGCCGAUGCGACGGGAAAACGAUAUUUGUCGAGUGGACGAUCUCGUCAGAUCAACUUCCUAUGCGGCCGGUUCGACGAAAGCGGACACGGGGACCGAGGACGAUCUAGAUUCGGUGUUCGAAGAUCGACCGGAGGAAAUAGACCGAAUUCCAAUUACUUGGCCAAAGACCGAUGUAACUAGAAUCCCGGUGAAACUGUUGUGGGAAACGGAGAGCACGGAUGACUCGAGGGUUAAUCCGACAGAGCCGAACGUCACCGAGGACGACGACACGAUCGUCGUCGAAGCGGUAACGGAAUCAUCGACAAUGCCGAUCUCAGGUUGGUCAUUGGGACCCGAGAAAGCGGAUCGACACGAGGUGACCGCAACGACACCUGUCAGCCUUGGUCACGACUGUGUCUCCGAUCUGGAGUGUCGUCUGGCCGAUCCGUAUUCGAGGUGCAUCGAAGGGAUCUGCGAGUGUGGGUUCCAAGGGAACACGAGCUGCUCCGCGAGAAACAGAGGAUGUACAGCCGGUACUUUUCAGUGCAAAAGCUCCGGAGUUUGCGUCAGCUGGUUCUUCGUCUGCGAUGGGAGGCCGGAUUGCGCGGACGGAUCGGACGAGCAGUGUUCCGAUCUAGAGUAUCGAUGCCCGUCCGGAUCGUUUCGUUGCGAGAAAAGCAAAUUGUGCGUGUCGAGAGCGGCUCUCUGCGACGGCGCUCGCGAUUGUCCGCACGGCGAGGACGAGAUUGGCUGCAACAACAGACGAAAAUGUCCGGACGGAGCAUUCCGAUGCAACAAUGGUCAAUGCUUGCCGGCGUAUGAAUUUUGCAACGCCGUGGUGUCCUGUCGAGACGGUAGCGACGAACCAAGGGAAGCGUGUCGAACACCAAACCGUGGACGAAUCUCCUCGAGGCAGUGCCCAUUCAGGUGCGACAACGGGAGAUGCCGAUCUGACGCGAUCGUUUGUAGCGGUCGCGACGGUUGCGGAGACGGCUCGGAUGAGAGACGUUGCUCCGUUUGCAGAUGUUCGACAUUUCCUUAAUUUACUCGCGAACCCUUGGAUGCAUCGAAAUGGCCGUGG